Messenger RNA from Saccostrea echinata, 5040 nucleotides. RefSeq names its product endothelin-converting enzyme homolog. The record is from RefSeq and is a predicted model, not a curated record. Gene Ontology annotation, biological process: protein processing. Gene Ontology annotation, cellular component: plasma membrane. The transcript has 21 exons. NCBI's taxonomy places the organism in Eukaryota, Metazoa, Mollusca, Bivalvia, Ostreida, Ostreidae. Gene Ontology annotation, molecular function: metalloendopeptidase activity. The coding region runs from base 367 to 2835 and encodes 822 amino acids.
UAUAUAGGAAGUAUAAAGUGAAAGCUUGAAAAUCAAUUACACAAAUGCCUGUGAUAACGAUCUUUUAAAAAAAACAAAUAGAAGAUUUUUAAAAAAAAAAUGAAAGGCAAAUGCAUGGUUGGAUAUGUACAUAGUGUUGGUAGUAACGUUGUCAAUUUCAUUAAUUGCAAUGCGAUUUGUGGUUGAAUAUUUUGUCGUGUAAACCAGUGCUUAUAUCAGUGGCUUGCAAUGUCGUUCAGGACACCUCGUCAGACUUGUCAAAAAAAUUAAAACAUGAUUGGGACCUUUUAAAACACGACAGGAGUAUUACUCGGUGCAUGUGCCCUUGCAGUAUGGGGGGAAUUUAGCCUCUGAGGACACGUGAUAAUGAGUACACAGUACGGAACGACAGAAUGCAGUUUAGCGGAGGUACCCCCCGUUAUUGUGGUCAACCCAGGGAAAAACAGAAGCAAUGGCGUCACAGAAUCCAACGAGCUUCUGUCUCAAGGCCACCACACGGAGCACAUCAUGAUUAAGGAGUUCGAUCGUGUGGACUCUGAAGACGACAUUUUGGGAGAAUACCGCGAGGAAUGUAAAAUCGAAGCCGGAUGUUUACGGAAAAGAACCGGCUUGGAGAAAUGUUGUGGUGGCUUCAUAAUCGGCCUCCUUAUUGUAACUCUUGCCUUAAUUAUUGCGUUAGCACAACGAAAAACUGGACCUGACGCUCGGUUUGUUUGUGAAACCAAAGAAUGUAUCCUGGCAGCAGGUUCUAUUCUGAAAUCUAUGGAUCAGUCUGUGAAUCCGUGUACCGACUUUUAUAAGUACGCGUGUGGAGGGUGGGAACGGGACACGCCCAUUCCCCCCGGCUACUCCAUGUGGGACCGGAUACAGGAACUGUCUUAUAUUAAUCUACAUCAUCUCAAAGGCAUUCUGGAAAAACAAAGUAGUUCCGUGAAUUAUGAUUCCGGAAAGAAGACAAAACAGUUUUUCAAAAGCUGUAUGUCAGAGAGUCGACAAAGACGAUCUCAAACGUUAGCAGACUUCACAGACCUCAUCAGGAAUGUCUCUUCGGACGGCGACUUUAAUUUUGCUGUGAUGCUAGAAAAAGUCCACCUACUGGACGCCUGGCCCCUCUUCACGGUGUCUGUCGGCCCCAAUGAAGUGUCUUCCGAAGAUGUUAAUGUCGUCAAGAUAGAUUAUGGGUAUUCCCAGUACCCAUUCCAAAGCUUUCCAAAACCGUCCGAAUCUCCCGCGACAGUUAAUACUGCGCCUCAACACAACAACGAAACUUCCCCUCCACCACCGACGUCCCAACGUUUGCAGAAACGCACUCCCACCUACCUUAGCUGGGAUCUCAAUGAGAUAGUGAAAAAUUACAUGAGAGAAACAAAAAGAAUAUUGAAAGUGGUGUUUAACAAGACGGAAGAGCAAGCAGAAACUCUAUCUCAGAAUCUUCUGGAACUGGAGAAAAACAUAGGAUGGACACGUGACAGUGAAGAGCAUAGCCACAAUAGAUCAGCUACAUUCACCCUGACAAGAAUCAAAGACCUUCAGGUCAAUUGUCCCAUGCUUACCUGGGACCUGUAUUUGUUAAGAAUUCUCUUCAAGUCUCAAGUGACCAUCAACCUUAACACAGAAGUAGUGGUGCUACAUGAAUCAGGGCUGACCAAGCUGUGUUCCCUGGUUGACUCCUAUAUCAAAGAUGCCAACAAGAUCAAUGUUUUGAAGCAUUAUCUAAUGGUGCACCUAGUGAGGUCCUUUGUACCGUAUUUUGACGUCAGCACUUUCAAUGAUGAUGAUGCCAAUAUUGAAGAAGAAGUAGAAAAUGAAGGAGAGCACUGGCGAAGAUGUGCCUUCUACACAAAUAAAGCAUUUGGUUUUGUAACAGGCGCCAUGUAUGUGAAUGAAACACAGCAGGCGGUGUCAGUUCAAAAGCUACAAACUCUAGUAAGAGAUAUAAAAAUAGCAUUCCGAGACUAUCUUCUGGAUAAAAUCUGGAUGGACGCAAGUACGAGGAGUCAUGCUGAGGAAAAGAUAACUGAAAUGUUAGAGAAGAUUAGUUAUCCCGAUGAAAUCCUGAAAUCACACUUCCUUGAUCAGUACUACAAGGAGUUUGAGGUAAGCGAUGAUUGGUUCAACAAUAUAAAGAAUAUGAAGACCUUUCAUGUCACAAAGAGCGUUGAGAUGUAUCAUAAGACUGUGGAUCGGCACAGCUGGAUGCAAACACCAGUAACGGUGGAGGCCGACUACUCACCUGAAAGGAACGACAUCAUGUUUCCGAUCGCCAUGUUUCAUCUUCCGUUCUACUCUCCCAAUGGACCUCAAGCUCUUAACUUUGGAGCGAUGGGCUCGGUCAUUGGACACGAAAUAACACAUGCCUUUGAUAUCACAGGACGUCAGUAUGACAGUAAGGGGAAACUUAAAGAAUGGUGGGAGCCCUACACGGCCUCUCUGUUUGAGAAGACCACUGGAUGUAUGAGGGAACAGUAUGACGGCUUCACGCUGGACGGUCUACAGAUAAAUGGCCAGAAAACACUGGAUGAAAACAUAGCCGAUAAUGGAGGACUACGCGCUGCUUAUAUAGCAUUUCAAAUUUGGGAAAAUGAAAAUGGGAUAACACCGAACCUUCCAGGUGUAAAUCUGACAGAUAAACAGCUGUUUUAUGUUAGUUAUGCUCAGAUGUUCUGUACUAAGUGGAAACGUUCGGGUCUGAGGAAUUAUUUAUUAAGUGAUGAUCAUUCCCCAGGGCCAUUGCGUGUGAAGGGCAGCUUGCAGAACUCUAACACUUUUGGGAAAGUUUUUGACUGUCCUUUUAUAUCAGAGUACAGUCCUCAAACAAAAUGUGAGGUAUGGUGAUAGUGGCGGGUUUAUCGACACAUUACAUGUACGGCUUGUCAAAAUGGCAUCGUGUGGACUGCAGUUCCGGUAAUCAGGUGGAGGACACAAAAAGGCAGCCUUUUGCUUUGGUUCAGAAAAAUCCAAGCCGGCUUAGUACCAUUCAGAACUAUUCUAACUGUAGUAUAAGCUUGCACAUUAUUUUCCUGCACAUUGCGUUCACGUUUAUAAAAUGUAUUUUUAAAGAAUUUUAGGGCACAAUUAUAUGUAGAUUAGAAUUAUAGUUUUACAUUUAUUGUGAGACAAGUGCCUAUAAGUCACUUGUUCUUUGUGUGUUUCGGUAUAAUUUCCCAUAAUUUAGUAUCGAACAUUAAUAGACCCAGAGGGCUUUCGGUAAGUCUGCGAUGUCUUUCAUGCUUUUCUUUUCAUGUAUGUUUAAGUAAUAGGGGAACAUUUGUGGGGGUAGUGAUAAUUAGACUUUUCUCAAGUCGCCACUUCUCUCAGGGUUACGAAGUUGUGAACAAAAAGGCUGAAAAUAUCUACAUGUAAUCUCUAGUCUCUACGUGAAGUGUAACCUUUUAAAAAUUGACCUCGCACUGGUUGUCUCAAAAGUAUUUCAUGUUCUGUGAUUUAAACUUAUUUACAUUGGCAUUUGCUUAAAUCAAAGUUUUAAAUAUAGGGAUUGUUUUCUUAAUAUUGUUUUUUUUUAAUUUUGUUUUAUUUCGCAAAUCAUGACGUUGCUUGCAGUGUUCUGUGGCCAAGAUUGGUAUUUUCGUAUGUUAUUUUAUGGAAUUUUUUUGCUGAUUUUUGAUUUUUAUCAUUAUGAAGUUAAUAUUACAUAGCAAUAUAUGUUUUACAUUCAGUAAAUUUUCAUGCGCUUUGAAUGCAUAAUUUUGUCAUAUGCUUUUUUCCCAUGACGUCACAGGGCAUUUCUUUUCAUAUCCUUCUACCAAGGCAUUUGUUCCAAAUACAGCAUAGAAAAUUUUCAAGUUCUUAAAAUUGUUAUUUAUCAUCUUGAUGUAUAUUUGCUUAAUUUGUCAUGCAUUAUGGCAUUCCUGUAUAGAAUGCAAUGGUUGUUUGUUUGUUUUGUUUUUUUUCUUGGUUCCACGUUUUUUUUCAUCUUUGCAAGUCAAUAUUUUUGAACAAUGAUAUAUAACAUAAUUUUUAGCCAUCUCCUUUAUGUCAAAGCUCUAUUUCCUUUGAAGUAAGACUAAAAUAGCUGAAAGCAACAGCAAGUAAGGUAUUUAUGUAUGAGUGCAGACCUAUCUACUAUCUCGAUUUACCCAUAAUUUCUAUGAUUUUUGACCCCCUAAAUACGUUCUACGAUGUCAAAUCUCCCGAUUUCUGGAUUCUAAUCAUUUUCGGUUUUAAAUUCAUAAUAAUAGAAAUUGUGCGGUACAGAAACUUGAGUGAUUGAAAAUCGUCACACAAAUCACCAUACAUACUGCUAUAGACAAACGUGGAAGCUAUUGAAAUAUUUUUGAGAGCCUGUUUCUCGUGUAAUUGCCCAGUGUCAGCAUGUCUAUGUCAAGUAUCAUACUCAGGUGUGUUUUCUGCCAUUAAAGCGAUGCAUAAUUUGUUAAAUAUGAAUUCAGUGAAAUUUUUCUGCAUUGAAAGAAGUCAAUUUUCUGCAUAAUAACCAAAUUUUGUGGCUAAACUGGUAGAAAACUACUGAUCACAUUCAUUUGGCGUUUACAAGGUAGGUCUGUGAAUGUAGCAUGAAUGAGAGAGAGAGAGAGAGAGAUAAGCUCCGUGUUUUUAUAGGAAAAGAAGCUGAACUCUAUAAAGAUAAAAGGAGGAUAUUCGACUAAAAUGAUGACACCAUUAGAUAAAAGGAAAAAAAUCUUUUCAUAGCUUUCAACAUUCCUAUUGCAUCACACACCAAAUAGAAACUGUAGAAAACUAAAACAUUGCAUUAUGGAUAUACCAUCCGCUACAUGCUGAUUGGUCACUUGUUUUCAAUAUCUGAUACACACAAGAGUUUGAAUGGCCUCCCAUUACUUGCAAAGAUAUGCGUUAUGUUAAUUGAUAAUUGUUAAGUGUUGUAAAUGAUAGAAGUAUAAGGCUGUGUUCCUGUUUAAGCUUAUUUUUAUAAACCUAUUCAUAGAGUAAUGUUUACAAAAUAGAUAUACAUGUAGUAUGUUACGUCUUUUUCUAUUGAAGAAAUGGAUAAUGUUUCCUAUGCAAGAGUUUUCUUGAGAAAAUAAAUACAUAAAGAACAUUUAA